Molecule: messenger RNA, 936 nt
Organism: Arvicola amphibius (Eurasian water vole)
Lineage: Eukaryota; Metazoa; Chordata; Mammalia; Rodentia; Cricetidae
Product: olfactory receptor 6B1
Exons: 1
Coding region: 1-936 (311 amino acids)
Biological process (GO): G protein-coupled receptor signaling pathway
Cellular component (GO): membrane
Molecular function (GO): olfactory receptor activity; G protein-coupled receptor activity
Source: RefSeq, a predicted model, not a curated record
AUGGAUUUGGAGAACCAGACGCAGGUCACCCAUUUCAUUCUGGUGGGGUUUCCUGGGAGCUUGAGCACACGAACAGCAGUGUUCCUGAUGUUUCUUGUGGCCUAUAUUCUGACUGUGGCUGAAAACGUGAUCAUCAUCCUACUGGUGCAGCAGAACCGGCCACUGCACAAGCCUAUGUACUUCUUCCUGGCCAACUUGUCUUUUCUGGAGACCUGGUACAUCUCUGUGACUGUGCCCAAGCUUCUGUUCAGCUUCUGGUCCUUGAGUAACAGCAUCUCCUUCACCCACUGUAUGAUACAGCUUUACUUCUUCAUUGCACUCAUGUGUACGGAAUGUGUGCUCCUGGCUGCCAUGGCCUAUGACCGUUAUAUGGCCAUCUGCCACCCGUUGCACUACCCCACCAUCAUGAGCCAUGGGCUCUGUUUCCGCCUGGCUCUUGGUUCCUGGGUCAUUGGCUUUGGCAUCUCGUUGGCAAAGAUCUACUUCAUCUCUCGUUUGAGUUUCUGUGGUCCCAAUGUCAUCAACCACUUCUUCUGUGACAUCUCUCCAGUACUUAAUCUCUCCUGCACAGACAUGUCUGUUGCAGAAUUGGUGGACUUUGUCUUGGCUCUGAUCAUCUUCCUCUUCCCCUUGUCAAUCACUGCUUUGUCGUAUGGGUGCAUCCUGGCCACUGUGUUACGCAUGCCAACAGGAAAGCAAAAAGCCCUUUCGACAUGUGCUUCCCACUUUGUGGUGGUCACUAUCUUCUACUCAGCCACUAUUUUCAUGUAUGCCCGACCCCGAGCUAUUCACGCCUUCAACAUGAACAAAGUCAUUUCCAUCUUCUAUGCCAUUGUCACCCCAGCCCUUAAUCCUUUCAUUUACUGCCUAAGGAAUCGGGAGGUCAAAGAAGCUCUGAAGAAAUUGAUCAGUUGCCAGGCUAUUAGAUCUGACUAG